AUGUCCGAGUCUCCUCCUCCGCCUGCAUCAUGGAGCUUUGGAGGCAUGGCGAACAGCGCCGUUCAGUUCCUGCGCCUGCCAGUCUUGGCGUCGUCAGGGCUUGCAGUGGUUGCAAGUAGUCUCCUGUACUUCAAACAAAACGAAUUGAUUUAUCCCCGCAAUAUCCCAGCGGAUGCGCGUACCAACGUUCCAAGUCCAAGACAAUUUGGCAUCACCGACUUUGAAGAUCUUCAAAUUCCUACACCCGACGGAGAGUCACUCAAUGCACUCUUCUUACGCUCGUCCCCUAGUCAAUAUCGGCGCAACUUGACAGUCAUCAUGUUCCAUGGCAACGCCGGCAACAUCGGGCACCGAGUACCAAUUGCCAAGGCGCUGCAGGACACACUGAAUUGCCAUGUACUGUUGCUAGAAUAUCGAGGUUACGGAAAGUCCACCGGCACACCUGAUGAGACGGGGUUGAAGACUGAUGCACAGACCGGCCUGGACUAUCUCAGACAACGGGCAGAGACGAGAGAUUCCAAAUUUGUGGUCUAUGGCCAGAGCUUGGGUGGUGCGGUGGCCAUCAACCUUGUUGCGACAAAUCAAGAACAAGGCGAUGUAGCCGGAUUGAUUCUCGAAAACACUUUCGUAAGCAUUCGCAAGUUAAUUCCCUCUGUCUUUCCACCUGCUCGAUACUUGGCUCGUCUGUGUCACCAGUACUGGAUGAGCGAAGAUGUGCUUCCGAGCAUCAGCAAAAUUCCUAUCCUCUUCCUCAGCGGACUGAAAGACGAGCUAGUACCUCCAUCCCACAUGACCCAAUUGUUCGCCGUGUGCAAAUCAGAGACAAAAAUCUGGCGCACAUUACCGAACGGUGGUCACAAUGACUCGGUCGCCGAGCCCAGCUACUUCGAACAUAUCCAUGCCUUCAUCACGGAGGAGGUUGAGAGAGAUUCGGCAGCAGGCAGUACCAAGUAUCCAUACUAA
Molecule: messenger RNA, 963 nt
Organism: Penicillium diatomitis
Lineage: Eukaryota; Fungi; Ascomycota; Eurotiomycetes; Eurotiales; Aspergillaceae
Product: alpha/beta hydrolase
Exons: 4
Coding region: 1-963 (320 amino acids)
Cellular component (GO): membrane
Molecular function (GO): palmitoyl-(protein) hydrolase activity
Source: RefSeq, a predicted model, not a curated record